Molecule: messenger RNA, 1536 nt
Organism: Capronia coronata CBS 617.96
Lineage: Eukaryota; Fungi; Ascomycota; Eurotiomycetes; Chaetothyriales; Herpotrichiellaceae
Exons: 2
Coding region: 1-1536 (511 amino acids)
Cellular component (GO): fungal-type cell wall
Molecular function (GO): acid phosphatase activity
Source: RefSeq, a predicted model, not a curated record
AUGUUUCCCUCCCAGCAGGCCAGACCUUUCCUGUUACCGUCCACUGUUCCCAAGCCUAAGUCCAAGGCGGCACAUCCAGGACAUGUGCGACGGACGCUUUCUUGGAUCAUCUUCCUUGCCGUUUCGGCUUUCCUGACAGUAAACCUAUUCGGCCAGAUUCGUGGUGGAGUUUGUCGGACGUCUUCACUCCUGCCGAGACUGGGUGGUUGUCCGGCAAUCCUCGCCGCAGUAUGGGACUUAUUUUAUCACCUGGGCGGCAAUGGACCAUGGAUACCCAGGAAAGAUGGAGUUCCUUACUCCAAUGCAUCACUACCAAAGCAGUGUUCGGUAGAUCAGGUGCACAUGUUGUCACGUCAUGCCGAACGGUAUCCUACCAGGAAUGCCGGUGCUAGACAUCUUCAACUUCUGCAUCGGCUACACAGUUCCGAGGUGACGCUCACCGGGUCGCUCUCCUUUCUCAAAAGAUGGACCUAUUUCACAGACCCUUAUGGUCCUGCUUUCGAGAACCUGACCGCAACGGGCCCAUUCGCCGGGACGUCACAAGCCUUCAAUACCGGUAAAUCACUACGACUACGUUACGACCACCUCGUGCCGAAGAAUCGGUCGACCAAGUUCUGGUCUUGUAGUUCUGCGAGAGACAUCUUGACAGCCGAAUACUUCGCUGAUGGGUUUUUCGGUUCAGACUGGUCCACGAAUGGUUCUGCUGAGCUAGAAGUGAUUCCUGAAGACCGAGACCGAGGGGCUGACACACUCACGCCAGGAGAUACCUGUCAUAGGUAUGUCGAGGAUGGCACCUACGGUCACGACUACGGAUACCGGAAACUGGAAGAAUGGCAAACAGUGUUUACAGAACCCAUCGCUAGACGACUCGCUCAGCAUGCCCAGGGACUGGACCUGAGUCAUCUGGACAUCUACAGCAUGAUGGAGAUGUGUGGUUUCGAGGUUCUAGCUCGGGGUUCCAGUUCUUGGUGCAACGUCUUUACUCAUGAGGAGUGGUCUCACUUCGCAUACGCUCGAGACCUUCUGCAUUUCUAUAGGGCCGGGCCGGGCAACAGCUAUGCUGGAGCGAUGGGAUGGCUCUGGUUGGAUGCCACCCAGAAUCUCAUGUCGAACGAGUCUUCGAAGGACGUCUACUUCAGCUUCGUCCACGACGGAGACAUCGUGCCCGUCAUGGCCACCUUGCAGAUUCUGAACGAGCAUCGUGUUAUACAAGAGCUGCCUACCAAUCAGAUGAAGCGGGAUCGACGCUGGAAGACAAGCGACAUUGUGCCCAUGGGCGGACGAUUGAUUUUUGAGCGGAUUGCCUGUGGUGAGGCUUCCCUGACUAGUCGUCAGGACUAUUUUGUGAGGCUGUUCAUCAACGACGGUCUCACCAGAUUUCCUGGCUUGCCACAUGUCGACAAGAUCACGCACGCGGUUCGACUGGCAGAUUUCCAGCGCUUCAUCGCCUCGAGGAAAGACUUGUUUGGAGAUUUCCGUCAGGUUUGCAAUCUAUCUGAAGACGCGCCCGACAAGAUCACCUUCCUUCAUCAAUAG